Messenger RNA from Colletotrichum lupini, 210 nucleotides. RefSeq lists its product as uncharacterized. The transcript has a single exon. Lineage: Eukaryota; Fungi; Ascomycota; Sordariomycetes; Glomerellales; Glomerellaceae. Bases 1 to 210 code for a protein of 69 amino acids. The record is from RefSeq and is a predicted model, not a curated record.
AUGCGUCGUGAGUCUGCCCAACUAACAUCGAAUAGGCUGGUGUCUGCGCGGCGUUUGGUGUCUCCUCUCAGAACGGAGUUAUCAAAGACUGAACCUCCAGAAGUUGUAUCGGCAAGGUCGGAGAGUCCUGCACUCAAACCCUCGCAGGACCCGUUUUGUGCCCUGUUUGACGUUUUUGGGCAGGGGAAGGAGCCUGGAAGUUAUGUCUGA